Messenger RNA from Leishmania braziliensis MHOM/BR/75/M2904, 1539 nucleotides. RefSeq names its product putative actin-like protein. Gene Ontology annotation, cellular component: Arp2/3 protein complex; actin cortical patch. The record is from RefSeq and is a predicted model, not a curated record. Gene Ontology annotation, molecular function: actin filament binding. The transcript has a single exon. The coding region runs from base 1 to 1539 and encodes 512 amino acids. Gene Ontology annotation, biological process: Arp2/3 complex-mediated actin nucleation. Lineage: Eukaryota; Euglenozoa; Kinetoplastea; Trypanosomatida; Trypanosomatidae.
AUGCAGUCGCAACAGCGCCACUACACCGCGUCCUCCACACUCUGCCCGACACUUAGCGGUGCAGACGUCACCUCAACGCCGGUGUUCAUUCUCGAUCUGGGUAGCCGUACCAUCAAGUCGGGCCUGCACACCGCUACAACCCCGCACCUCACACCCGCUCUUGCUGGCACCCCAAAGUACCCACGCUGUCUACCAGAGACGUCAUCUUCCUCCGAUCUAAGUAGCAGCAUCAGCACCAGCCGUUUCGUGGUAGGACGUGACGCUACCGCUCGACGCAGCCUUCUGCGGCUCAGUCGGCCCAUUCAGCACGGAGGGGUCAUCAAGGACUGGGCGGGCGCACGAGCUCUGUUGCUGCAAAGUAUUCAGAAUGCCCUGACCCCUCCGCCCUUGUCACCAGUGGCGCGGCAGUCUUUGGUGAAAGAGGGCGAAGAGGUGAUCUACUCACUCGUCGAGAGCCCCUUUGCGUCUCGACAGCAGCGAGCCAGGUGGGCAGAACUCCUCUUUGAAAGCCCUGGCCAGGAAGCCGUCGUGACCGAUGGCGGCAAGCAGCAACGCGUGAUUCCUCGUGCGGCCGGUGUGUUCUGCGGCGUGGGUCCGCUACUAGCCUUGUAUGCCACCGGGCAAACAACCGGUCUCGUCAUCGACGUCGGCGACGGUGCUGUUAGCACCGCCGCGGCAGUCGACGGCUAUGUUCUGCCUCAGUGUCUCCAGCGAGAGGCAGACAGCGCAACAGGGGCGGUCGUUACGUCGUACUUGACGCGCUUGUUGUACCAAAGCGGCGUCCUCGGCCCAGCUGCUGUGGCACCGUCGCUCUUUGGCACCACAACAAGCAACCUCAGUAACGGUGCUGGCGCCGGCACCCAGCAGGAGCGCGAGCUGGUUUACGCAAUCAAGGAGGCGCGCUGCAAUGUAUCUGCCACGCCGCUCUUUUCGACCAAGUCGUCCCCUGCCACGGCAGGCGCCAGCGCUGCUGCCACACCGUCUCUCGACGAGCUUAACUCUGCCCUGAUUGCCGCUGCUCAGCGCACACAGGACAGCAGGUUUGGUGGCAAUGGUGCAGCCCACGCCGGUGCCCCGUCCUCGCGCCCCUUCACUCUCCCAGACGGCCGAGUUGUGGAAGUUAGCGCUGCGGAUGCCGCACAAGCAUCUGAGGUGCUCUUCUAUCCAGUUCUUAUGGGGAGUGAGGGCCGCGGCGUGGUUGACGUGGCGCUGGACGCUGUGGCCGCCGCCCCGGUGGACUUGCAGUCGCAGCUGCUUGGAAACCUUGUCGUGACGGGUGGUGCGACGUGCAGCACAGGUUUUGGAUGCCGUUUCUUUAAGGAGAUGCAGCAGCGUGUUCGCGGAAGUGCUGUAUUGUCCACCGGCGGCACCUCGAAUCAGCGCCUCUGUGUGUCCGCCCCAGAGCAACGCGCCUACGCAGCGUGGAUGGGAGCCAGUUACGUGGCACAGCUAUCGUCGUUUGCAAGCAGCAUGGUCGUGACGCGCGCGGUCUAUGAAGAAGAGGGUGAGACCGCCCUAGCAAGGAAACUGCUGACAUAG